AUGGCAGCGAGUCUAUUGAAACUUGGAUCUGAUGUCGAGGAAGGUCUGAUAUUAGGUGAAGAUGUCCGCGAAUGGUGUGGAAGAGGAGGUAGGGUUCCGAAUGCUUGA
Messenger RNA from Sclerotinia sclerotiorum 1980 UF-70, 108 nucleotides. RefSeq lists its product with no specific name. The record is from RefSeq and is a predicted model, not a curated record. Lineage: Eukaryota; Fungi; Ascomycota; Leotiomycetes; Helotiales; Sclerotiniaceae. The transcript has a single exon. The coding region runs from base 1 to 108 and encodes 35 amino acids.